AUGCCUUUUCUCUUCUCACUUGUCACUGCGUUGGCUGCCACGGCCGUCGCAGUCCCCAGUACACGACCAGCACAUGAGAAGAGGGAUGCACUGUCAUCUUCAUGGAAGCUCGCUCGUCGCGCUCCCGUAGAGCAAGUGGUGCCAGUUCGAGUUGGCAUGAAGCAACGCAAUCUCGACGAAGGAGCCAGGAUUUUGCACGAACUUUCCAAUCAAGACUCUCCCAAGUAUGGACAGUGGUGGUCUGUCGAGGAUAUCCACGACUUCUUUGCACCUGCAACAAAGCACGUCGAGAGCGUCAAGGACUGGCUGAGCACCUCUGGGAUCCAUUACAAUCGUACUAGCCUGUCUGCCAACAAGCAGUGGGUUCAGUUCGAUGCUACCAUUGCGGAGCUUGAAGACCUUCUUCAUACUGAGUAUCAUGUGUACGAGCAUCAAGCUGGGCAUACCAUGCCUUCUUGUGACGAGUACUACGUUCCAUCGCAACUUCGCAAUGUCAUUGACUACAUCACACCUGGAGUGAAUCUUGGCCAGCCCUCUGAUCUAACAAAGAGAGACGCUACACCACGGAAAGGUUUCAAGCUUCCGCUCAAAACGAAGCCUUUGCCUUCAUUCAAACCUGAAGCAUCAAACGACCUAGGCCUGUGCAGCUCUGUGGUCACUCCCGCUUGUAUCAAAGCAAUGUACAACAUCACCAACGGAACACGAGCCGCGACCGGAAACGAGCUCGGCAUCUUCGAGGAUCUGGGCGACCACUACAGCCAAGAAGAUCUAAACACGUUCUUCAAGGCCGUCUAUCCCCAAAUCCCCCAAGGAACCCAUCCCACCCUGCAAGCCAUCGACGGAGCUACUGGACCUGUGCCGGUCUCUCAAGCGGGAGGCGAGUCUGAUUUGGACUUCCAGAUCUCCUACCCUAUCAUCUGGCCGCAGAAUUCCGUGUUGUUCCAGACAGACGACGAUAACUACGAGAACGACUACGAGUUUGAGGGCUUCCUCAACACCUUCCUCGACGCCAUCGACGGCUCUUAUUGCUCGUACAGCGCAUACGGCGAGAAGUCGCCAUCCCCCUUGGAUCCCCAAUAUCCAGACCCUGCUUCCGGUGGAUACAAAGGACAGCUUCAGUGUGGCGUCUACAAGCCUACCAACGUAAUCUCGAUCUCUUAUGGAGGUUCGGAGCUAUUCCUCAGCACGAACUACCAAAGGCGACAGUGCGAUGAAUACAUGAAGCUCGGCCUGCAAGGCGUGUCCGUCGUCAUCUCUUCCGGGGACGACGGCGUCUCCUGCGACUCGUACCAGUCCUCGAUUUUCUCGCCCGGCUUCCCAGUCACUUGUCCAUAUGUCACGGCCGUCGGGAGCACCGCUAUCCCGCCAGGUGGUGCCGUGACCGCUGACCAAAUCGCAACAACAGAGUUCAGCUCCGGGGGAGGCUUCAGCAAUGUCUUUCCCACCCCAGACUACCAAAAGACCGCCGUCAACACGUACCUCACCAACCACCCGCCCAGCUUCGGCGACUACCAAACCAAAUACAACGAAUCCGUCGGCGCCAACAAUGGCGUUUACAAUAGCGCCGGACGCGCCUAUCCAGACCUCUCCGCCAUCGGUCAAGAUGUCCUGACGUACACCGCCGGCCGCGCCAGACUCACUGACGGCACCUCCGCCUCAGCACCCGUCAUCGGCUCGAUUUUGACGAGAAUCAACGAGGAGAGGAUUGCAAAGGGGAAGCCCACUGUGGGAUUUAUCAAUCCUACUGUCUACGCCCAUCCUGAGGUUUUCAGAGAUGUGGUCACCGGUAGUAAUCCUGGACAGGGCAGUUUGUUCUCGCCAUGCGAUACCCCGGGCUUCAAUGCGGCUCCUGGGUGGGAUCCGGUGACUGGCUUGGGUGUGCCUGAUUAUGCCAAGUUGUUGAAGCUUUGGGGUUGA
Messenger RNA from Zasmidium cellare ATCC 36951, 1917 nucleotides. RefSeq lists its product as uncharacterized. Gene Ontology annotation, biological process: proteolysis. The record is from RefSeq and is a predicted model, not a curated record. NCBI's taxonomy places the organism in Eukaryota, Fungi, Ascomycota, Dothideomycetes, Mycosphaerellales, Mycosphaerellaceae. Gene Ontology annotation, molecular function: serine-type endopeptidase activity; tripeptidyl-peptidase activity. Bases 1 to 1917 code for a protein of 638 amino acids. The transcript is spliced from 5 exons.